AUGUCCAAGUUCGUCCGCUCAGUCCUCGUCACAGGAGGCACUUCCGGCCUCGGAUAUCAUGCAGCCACAGAAAUCGCCAAUCGUCGGCCAGACCACUGCAUAGUCAUAGCAUCUCGCACAGAUCACGACAAAAGCGCAGAUUCCAUCAACAAAAGACGAGGCCAUGACAACGUCCAAUUCAUGCAUCUUGACCUGGCUGAUUCCAAGAAUAUCCGAUCCUUCGUGAAAACAUGGGGCGAGAAGAAACUUCCUCCCCUUUCUGUCCUCCUGUUGAAUGCCGGCCUCCAAUUCCCCAACAGAAUUAAAUAUACCGCCGAGGGUCUCGAGGCAACAUUUGGCAUCAACGUCGUCGGCCACGCGCUCCUAUUACCUUUAUUGAUGCCCUACAUGGCGGAUGAAGCGCGCAUCGUUGUGACAUCCAGCGGCACACACGAUCCUGCACAAAAGACCGGAGUCGCUGACGCCGUGUACACGACGGCCGAAGAGCUAGCGCAUCCGACGGAAAAGACGCUCAACAAUCCAGGCCGCCAGCGCUACUCGACCAGCAAACUGUGCAAUGUGCUCUGGACCUACGCGCUAAGCAGACGCCUCACGAAGUUGCCGAGCAACAAGAAAUGGACUGUCGUCGCGUUUGACCCGGGGUUGAUGCCAGGUACACGGCUUGCACGUGAAGCCGGACCUGUGUUGCGGUUUCUCUUCACCCGCAUCUUGCCUGCCUUGAUCCCGGUCUUACGGCUCGUCGUAAGCCAUAAUAUACACCGGCCUGAGGAGUCGGGGGCAAAUCUGGCGUGGAUCGGACUCGAUGAUACGGGUACUAGCGGCGUGUAUUAUGAGGGGAGGAAAGAGAUUAAGUCGAGCGUGGAUAGUUAUGAUGAGGCGAAGCAGGAGGAGUUGUGGGAUUGGAUCGUGAGGAAUUUGCCCAAGGAUGAGCAGGAGAAGAGGCAGUUUGAGUUUGAAGUUGUUUCCUAA
Messenger RNA from Rhinocladiella mackenziei CBS 650.93, 969 nucleotides. RefSeq lists its product as uncharacterized. NCBI's taxonomy places the organism in Eukaryota, Fungi, Ascomycota, Eurotiomycetes, Chaetothyriales, Herpotrichiellaceae. The coding region runs from base 1 to 969 and encodes 322 amino acids. The transcript has a single exon. The record is from RefSeq and is a predicted model, not a curated record.